ACGUAUUUCCUUCGUUCAUAUCAGCGCCAUCUAGUAAAAACCUGUGAUUAAAUGUGCACGAAUUACACAUACCAAAAUUGGAAAUUGGAGUAGACUUUGUAUUGUGAUUUAUCGAAAAGUGCUGUGAAUUCUUUUGGAAUUGUUUUGUUAAAAAGCGGACUUAUUUCAAAAUGAUGCAAUUUAUGUUAUUAUUCAGUCGUCAAGGAAAAUUGCGUUUACAAAAGUGGUAUGUGGCCCAUCCUGAUAAAUUGAAGAAAAAGAUUACUCGAGAAUUAAUUACUACAAUAUUAGCACGAAAACCAAAAAUGUCAAGUUUCUUAGAAUGGAAGGAUGUUAAGGUUGUCUAUAAAAGAUAUGCCAGUUUAUAUUUUUGUUGUGCAAUAGAACAAAAUGAUAAUGAAUUAUUAACAUUAGAAAUUAUACAUCGUUAUGUCGAACUAUUGGAUAAAUACUUUGGAAGUGUUUGUGAACUAGAUAUAAUUUUCAACUUUGAAAAAGCAUAUUUCAUCUUAGACGAAUUAUUGGUUGGUGGUGAAAUUCAAGAGACUAGCAAAAAAAAUGUUUUAAAAGCCAUUGCAGCUCAGGAUUUACUACAGGAGCUUUGUGUAUCCAUACAAGUAUAUACUCAGUUAUAUGAAAAGGGUUCAGUUCACCAUUUGAAGCUGCAUCAAGGAGAUUACUUAAUUACAAACUAGGAGGAAACUCCACAAGGUUUCUUCGAGGACCAUGGUCUGGGAUAAUACUUCCUAAACAAUAUAUCCAGCAUAACGUAAGUGGUAUGUUACAAUGCUGCUUCAACAUUCCAGAAUUCUAUUUACGACAAGCUUUCUCAAUUAGAUUUAAGAGUAUGGUACUGCAGAGACAUUAACGAAUUGAAAUUAAGCUUUUCAAUUAAAGUCAUGUUUCUGUUAUAAGUUAAAAUGUAAUUAUAUUGAAAAAAUUAUAAUCGCUGUUUGAGUAGUCAAUGAAAUGUAGUUACUCUAUAAAACGUUAAAAACCAGACAUAUUGUUUCUCUUUGUUAAAAUACUAGCAGUACUAUACUACUUAUAUACAUAUAUAUCAUAUACAUAUAUGUAUGUAUGUCUUUCCAGAUUGACAUAUUAUUUAAUCCUUUAUGUUUCAUUUGCUUUCUGAAGUGAUACAAUGUUUAUUCUUAUCAUAAUUUCUUCUUUUAUCUUUGAUAUGUAUGCAAAGAAGUUGGUAUAAUUAAAGCUUUGGAACUAAAAUUUAUAAUUUUGUUGAUAGAAUUAUUAUAUUGUUGUAUAAUACUUAAGAAAUUAAAAUUUUAUAUGCUUGAAAGAAAUCUGUAAAACAGUUUGCUCUUCAUAUUUUAUUUUGCAUUUAUUACAUUGUAUUCCUAUAAAUUGCAUUUAGUAUAUUUGUUUGUAUGAUUAACAUUUUAUGAUAUUUUAGUAAAAAUAUACUAUUUUUUUCAUCCAAGAUGACUUCAUCUAUAAGUAACGAAAAUAAUACAAUUUAAUUCUCAAACCAUAUUUGGUAUAUAAGCAAAUCUCAUUACAUAAACUGCUAUAUUUCCUUCUUAUUAAAUCAUUUUUAUUACAUUGUUUAUACAUAAAGGGUCAAAUAAUUAAAGAAUAUUCGAUAAUAUUGUCGCUAUACGUGUAUUAAUGUAUCGUUCGUGAGGUGCUUAUCGAAAUUCUAUUUACAUUUAUUCUUUUUUGGGGGGGAUUGAAGUAUGUAUAAGUAUUACGAAAGGUCGUCGUGUUUUAUCAAUAAUUAAUCGAUGAUCAUAUUGUUAUGUUUUACGUAUAAAUAAUAGUCAAUAAGUUUGACGACGUUUUCAAGCAUACGCUCAAAAGUAGUCCAAUCGUUCGAGUAAAAUCAAACUGAAAUUGAAGGAAAAGUAAACGUGACGUUUUGUUAGAAACAAGGUAUAUAAUUGAAAUAUGAACAGAACAAUUAGAAUUUGAAGGACUCAUUUUAUACGAAUAUUUCAAAUUUAUGUUUAGUCAAAUACUGAAUUACAACAAAUAUAUUGCUCUUGAAGGAGAAAAUUUCUUCUUGAAGAUUUGCGAUUAUAUAUUCGAAAUAAUUAUUUUUCUCUUAAAUAAAAUAUAAUAUCCUCACGUGAAAUUUAUAAUCCUUCGAAAAUAUUAUUUAAGACAUAGCGCAAUUAAAAGAAAAUCAAUAGAAAUGUUUUGUUAUCGUUGAAAUCUGAUGAGAUAACUACAUACGUACGUUAUAAAUUUUUCAGUAAUCGUUAUCGCUAAAUGAAGAAAUUUUCCUUGUUAUAAUUAAUAGUUGAAUGUUCAAUUGUACUAUUUGUAUAAGAGUUCUGCAGCAUAUCCAGCUUGAUCGUGUGUCACAUAAUGCUUUUUACAUUCUUACGUGUAAAAAUUAGUUAUUUUUGUUUUCCUUUCCUAUAUAUAUUUUUUAUUAAAAUUCGAUAUGCAAAACGUGAUUUAUAUCUAAAAUUUUGGUUGUAGAAUGAAUUUAAAGAAGACUGUUUCUUUAUACAUUUAUUCCUAUUACAUAGGUAAAAGUUUUGGUAAAUUCAAAAGAAUACUUAUAAUAGCUUAGAAAUGAAGCUAAAAGAAAAAUUAAUGAAUAAUUAAUAAAUUACAGAAAAUAUUAUAUAACGACAUUUCGAAAUUACUGCGGCUAAUUGCAAAGCUUGCAAAGAAAAAUUGCAUUAUUAUAAAAUCUUUUGUAUAAUAUCAUUUUUUUUUUUAAGAAUUAGAAAAAUACCUCGUUUCGCGAAUUUAAACCGGAUAUGCUGCAAAAUUUCUUAAAAUUUUGUUGAAUUGAUUAAUUAUAAGCGAAAGGAUAGAAGAGCACUUAAUAAUCGUAGCUUUCGCCAAACGAUUGCGCAAUCUAUCAUUCGUCUCAUACAGGAUGAUUUAUCUUACCAUAUAAAUGAAGUUAUUGCGGAAAGUAAGCUGCGUUGAAAAGGAUAAAAUGGAUUUUCAAGGAUUUGCAGAUUUGUAAAAUAGAAUUCAACACAUCGAGAAUACCUGUAUUUCACGAAAUCAGUCAUAUAUACAUACAUUACGUAUGCGUUAUAUGAAUCUGUUAUUUCAGUGAAAAAGAUUCUACCUUCGUUCUUUCGAGUAAGGGAAAAACAAAGAUAAAGAGUCGUAUUCGUCGUCUUAAAUAUAAUAUUAUUUCAAAAUUUACAAUUGCUUGCUUACAAAUGUUUAAACAAAAUUGCAUAUCUUACCUUCCAUAAAAUUUAUUUAUCUAUCGACAAGUUAAAAAUUCAUUUUAUUUACAACCUGUCCAUUAAGAUCGCGCCAUGUACUAUAUGAUAAAGUUGCUGAAAUUUUCCAUUCAACCCAGCGUACUUUCCCAAAUAAACUUGUAAAUUAAAAUCGGCCACCCUGUAGACUAACUGAAAAUCACUGACGAGGAUAUCGAUUUCGAUAUAAACAUCAUCUUGUAGUAUCUUUUCGGCGCUGGCGAUGAUAAAAGAUAUUCAUGUUCCUGUCGAUUAUCAUUCUCGUCUUACCGAAAUAGUUUUGCGCGCGGUUCUAUCGCCAAUUCUUGUUUUCACGCGUAUAUGUACGUCCCGAACAAAGGAACGGAAGAAAUCGAUGUUUAAACGGAAGCAUGUAAAAAAUUUCCCAGGCAUGCAAGUUUGUAUCGUUACUAGAACCAUAGUUUAUCGAUUAUGGAAACGUUCGCCGAUCGACAAAUUUUUCAUAUUAAUCUCGGUGAAUAUUGCGCUCUUAAAGGCUGUCAUGGAUGAAGGUUUGUCUCAAUACGUUUUUCAACAUUAAAGAUUAAUGAAAUCGAACAAACGAAAUCAAAUGUUUUACAGUAAUCAUUGGGUCGCGGAUUUUUAUGCGUUUAUGGGACAUCUAAAAAUGCGAAAAUCCAUAUAAUGUACCAAAGUAUAUACGGUGUUUCAGAGACUAUGGCGCAGUCUGCUAUUGGUUGAUUCUACGUGAAACUGCAAGUCGAAAAUGCGGAAUAAAGAUCGUUGACGCGUGUUCAAGAAAAUCGAGAAAGAAACUAAUUGGUUUGAAAAUUUGUCGAGUUAAACUUGGUUAAUUACCGACUAAGUAUGAGUGGACAAUUAGCAGCAGGUUGUUGCACACGCGAAAUAAAAUUUUCCCUUUCAAGAAGAUAAAGUUUGAACAUACUUAGCGAACAAUUAGCCUGGUACAGGCGCGCGAUAAAUUUACUAAUUUAUCGUUCUUGAAAACAAAGCGAAAAAACUUUUAUUACGUACCUUCGACCUAUUUUAUUGAAGUAUGUCCGACGAAUGUACAAGCUUAAUUUUCUCAACAAACGAAGCGACGUAUGAAAGCAUCUUAUUCUAUAUUUUCGCUAGGUUUCUUCGCGUAGCAUCACCUUAUCGCCGAUUGUACCGUCGUUGUUGGUGGUUGAUAACACCGUACAAUGUGUCUAAGAUAUCCAAGAUAAUGGUCGUAAUGAUAGUAGGCGAAACAAAUUUCCGUUUCGGUUCUAUGUUUUUAGCGAUACUUGCAGAAAUAAACAUUUCCAUAAAUAUACGCAGCCUAGUGAUUACAAAUAGUAUUACAAUGGCAUUAUUGCACGAUAAAAGUAAAAUAAAGCCUGACGAUAUAAGAAUAAAAAUUCACGCACGGUGAAAUUUCUCUUCAUAAUAGCUUUUAAGAGUUACAACGUCGCGAACACAAUUUACAAAGGGACAAUAAGUUUAAACACUGUUCGUUGAAUCGUUUGUUCAUGGUAUUGAUACAAACUGUUGAUACAAGAGAAAGAGAGAGAGAGAAAGAGAAAAGAGAGUGAGAGAGAGAGUAUGCGUUAUACAUAUCUGAAAACUAUAUACUCGCAAACAACAUGUUUUUUAUAGUUUAUCUUAGACGUAGGUAGCUCGAAACACAUUGCGGCGUACGUAUUCAUGUGUCACAUUUAAACCAGCUUGUUGAGAUUUUUUCUUUCUAUACGUCACAAGAUUGUUUUUUGAGUUUCUAGCAUUUUUAACGAAAGACCGAUGAUAUUUUUUUCUUUUCUACAUAUACGAAGGUUAUUUGCCUGGAUAUUAAAUAUCAGACUUGAAAAGUGACGAUCGAAAGAUUCAUGAAAACGUUCGGUUUCGUUUAAUCGUACUGGGCAAUAUGGAUAUUUUUAUUCUUAUUUUUAUUUGUUAAUAUUGAUUUUUAAUGACAUCGGCUUAGAAAUUAUAAGGUUAACCUUCUAGAUAAGAAUUUUUUUCUAGACAUCCUCUUUUUAUGUUUUUUUUUUUUUUUUAAAUUCAUAACGAUAAACGAUUUCAUCGAGUAGAAUAAUAGAAUAAUUUUUAAUAAUACGACGGAAAUGACAGAAUUAUAAAAUAAAUUAAAUAUCGAUUCUUUUAACUUGAAAAAACGAUAAUAUUAAUUUUAUUGGAAAAUGCAUAUUGCCUAGAAAUUCUAUUUCUAUGUUUACUAUAUUUUAUAUUACGUAUAUAAUUUCACCAAACAGAAUGUAGAAUAGUUUUAAGCAAUACGAAGAAAAUGGCUAUGUUUAGUUAAAGUACUUCGACUAUUUUGCGUUUAAGUAUUUAAUAAACGAUGGUGCACGUAAAUCGAUAUGAUUUGCAUUAUCUUCUGUCUCGUUAGGUACUUUUUAUUAUGUACGUAUAUUUCAAAUACUUAUGACGUUCGCCAGAUUCUUUGUUAGUUUAAUAUGGCUACACGUACGCAACGCAAUAGUAAAGAAACUUUCCUUCGGUAGUAUACAGGUGUUUUAUGUUAACGAGAAAUCAAAAUUAGGGAUUAAGCGCUGAGAAUUAUUAGAAUUCGUGGUACACAGAAUUAAGGUAUUAAAGAAAAUUCUCAGAACAAUACUACGAACCAAUGUUAAACAUAUGAACGUGUAUUUACGAUAAGUCUAUGAAUAUUGUAUUUGAAAAGACGAUGCUUUAUGCUCCGUCCAUAAUAAAAUAUGUGAUGUAAAAAUA
Bombus huntii is the source of this 5891-nucleotide messenger RNA. It is a transcript of the gene AP-1sigma, whose product is annotated as AP-1 complex subunit sigma-2. Bases 171 to 695 code for a protein of 174 amino acids. Gene Ontology annotation, cellular component: intracellular membrane-bounded organelle; AP-1 adaptor complex; membrane coat. Gene Ontology annotation, biological process: vesicle-mediated transport; intracellular protein transport. Gene Ontology annotation, molecular function: clathrin-cargo adaptor activity. The record is from RefSeq and is a predicted model, not a curated record. The transcript has 6 exons. Lineage: Eukaryota; Metazoa; Arthropoda; Insecta; Hymenoptera; Apidae.